Hansenula ciferrii is the source of this 1293-nucleotide messenger RNA. Its product is annotated as Glutamyl-tRNA(Gln) amidotransferase subunit D. Bases 1 to 1293 code for a protein of 430 amino acids. The transcript has a single exon. NCBI's taxonomy places the organism in Eukaryota, Fungi, Ascomycota, Saccharomycetes, Phaffomycetales, Wickerhamomycetaceae. The record is from RefSeq and is a predicted model, not a curated record.
AUGAAGUUAUUACAAUUGAUUUCAUUAUCAACAGUUAUUAUCCAUGUCAAUUCUUCACCAAUAAGUUUUUUUAAUUUAUUUAAAAAAAGUGAUGAAUUAGAAGAAUUAUCAACAGGGCCUAUUACACCACAAAGGAAUGAAUCUUUCGUUUUGAAUGGUACAAACUCAACUACUGGAUCAACUGGGCAAAAUUCAACAAAUUCAACAAGUUCAACUUCUAAUUCAAAACCAAAUAUUUUACUUUAUUCAUUUUCAAAUGAUUUCACCAAAUUAUAUGAAUCAAAUUCUUCAUCAACUAAUUCAAAUUUAAGCAUUUCAGCAGCAGAAUUAUCAAACAUUUUGUAUAAUUCAAAUCAAGGAACAAAUGGAAAUUCAACAGCUCAAAAUUCAAAUUUCCAAUCAACAAUUUUGAAAAAUUCUCUUUCCAAAAUUGCCAAUAUUUCAUAUCAAGAUAUUUCAAAUGUUUCAUCUUCUGAUUUUAAUUCAACUUAUUUAUUAAAACUUUAUUAUACCCUUAAUGAAACAAUUGAAUCCAACCCUCCUGAUGGAAUAGUAAUUCUUCAAGAUUUUUCCAAUAUUGAAACAUCAGCAUUUUUCCUAGAUUUGGUUUUAAAUUCAUCAAUCCCAAUAAUCUUAACCACUGAACCAACUUCUCAAAACUUCUUAACAAAUGGUGUUUCAAACUUAUAUGAUUCUGUUCUUGUUGCUACUAAUUCAUCAGAUUUUGUGAAUCAAGGUACACUUGUUGUUAGUGAUAAAAAAAUUACUAGUGGAUUUUAUUCUAUACCAGUUUCAACAAACUUGGGGAAUUCAAUUGAUUCAAGUCCUCAAGGUUUAUUAGGACAAAUUUAUGAAGGUAAAAUUCAAUGGUUUUAUGAAUCAAUUGAUUUAACAAGUGAUUUCAACUUCACAUUCACAAAAGAAACGGAUUCAUUACCAAAUAUACUAAUUUUAGAAAAUGGUCAAGGACGUUUAAACUUGGAAAUUAUUGAUUUUUUGGAACAAAAUGAUGAUUUAUCAGGAUUAAUUAUAACAUCUCAAACAUCAACCCCAGAAUUCAAUUCUCAAAUCCAAGAUAAAAUCAGUGAAUUAUCCAAGAAAAUCCCCGUGGUGAUUACGACUGAUACACCAAAUGGUGGUUCAAUUAGUCCAAAUGAUUUAAGUUUAGGAUCUACAAUUGCAGGAGGGAUUUUAGAUUCUGUUAAGGCUAAAGUUUUAUUACAACUUUGUGUUAAUUCUAAGUAUGAUUUAGAUGAAAUUAAACAUAAUUUUGAAUCAGCUUAUGGUGGUUGA